This is a messenger RNA of Lagopus leucura (white-tailed ptarmigan), 2100 nucleotides long. RefSeq names its product anoctamin 8 (gene ANO8). Gene Ontology annotation, biological process: chloride transmembrane transport. The record is from RefSeq and is a predicted model, not a curated record. Lineage: Eukaryota; Metazoa; Chordata; Aves; Galliformes; Phasianidae. The annotation marks the transcript as partial. The transcript has 7 exons. Gene Ontology annotation, cellular component: plasma membrane. Gene Ontology annotation, molecular function: chloride channel activity.
UUUCAGUUUGUAAAUUCAUACCUAAGUCUUUUCUACAUUGGUUUCUACCUCAAAGACAUGGAACGGCUGAAGGAGCUCCUGCUCAUCUUCUCUCUGUCCCAAAGCCUCGUGCGCCAGCUCAAAGAGGCGCUCCUCCCCUUCAUCCUCCUCCACCUCCACCUCUCCCUCAUCUUCCUUAAGGGCCUCCUGGGCUUUUGCUGGAGACUGGGAGUAUCCAAAAUGCUGGCCACGCUGCUCAUCACACGGCAGUUCCUGCAGAACGUCAAGGAGGUGUCGCAGCCCCACCUGUACCGCCGCCUGCGCCGGGGGGAGCUCAGCCUGCGCAACCUCCGUGAGCUGUCCCACACCAUCCUUCGCCUGCUCGCCCAACCCCGCGCACCCCCGGCUGCCGGAGCCGCACACGAGGGGCCGCGGGGGGAGAAGAAGUGUCUGAAUGGGGGUUGUGGGGUGCCUGAGGAGGAGGAGGAGGAGGAAGAGCGUCGGGAGUCAGAUUCGGAGGAUGAGAGCGCACUGGACUGUGGGCUGAAGCUGAAGAAGGUGAGCUUCAUCGAGAAGGCGGAGCGGCGCGGCACCGAGCCCUGCGGCACCGAGGAGGAGAGCUUCCUGGAGGAGGGCAGCCCCACCAUGGUGGAGAAAGGCAUGGACCCCACGUCCGUCUUCGAGCUGGCUGAUGAUGAGGAGGAUGCUGAAGGCCCCUCGGGCAGCCCGGCCAAAGCAGCGGUGCCGGCCACAGGCCCACGGGUCACGAGGAGGAGGAGGGAGGAAGACGAGGGUGAGGAAGAUGGGCGCAGGCAGAACCGGGCGUCGUGGAUCGAUCCGCCCGAGGAGGACUACUCAACACAGCUGACACAGGCAGAGGUGGAGAGCUGCAUGAAGAAGUAUGAGGACACCUUCCAGGACUACCAGGAGAUGUUCAUCCAGUUUGGCUACGUGGUGCUCUUCUCCUCUGCCUUCCCGUUGGCCGCCAUGUGCGCACUGGUCAACAACAUCAUCGAGAUUCGCAGCGAUGCCUUCAAACUGUGCACAGGGCUGCAGCGACCCUUCGGGCAGCGGGUGGAGAGCAUCGGGCAGUGGCAGAAGGUGAUGGAGGCCAUGGGCGUGUUGGCCAUCGUGGUCAACUGCUACCUGAUCGCGCAGUGCGGGCAGCUGCAGCGGCUCUUCCCUUGGCUCAGCCCCGAGGGAGCCAUCAUCUCGGUGGUGGUGCUGGAGCACUUCGCCCUGCUGCUGAAGUACGUCAUCCAAGUGGCCAUCCCUGACAUCCCCGCGUGGGUGGCCGAGGAGAUGGCCAAGCUGGAGUACCAGCGCCGCGAGGCCUUCAAGAAGCACGAGCGCCAGGCCCAGCACCACUUCCAGCAGCAGCAGCGGCGCAAGCGGGAGGAGGAGGAGCGGCAGCGGCACGCCGAGUACCAGGCGCGCAAGGAGCGCGAGGCCAACCGCGACGAGGCCAAGGCCGAGGCAGCCGGGCAGGACCCGGCCCACGAGAAGAGCCAGAGCAAAGGGAAGGGCUCUGGGGGGUCCUCCGCGCACGGCUCCGACAAGCCCAAGCGGCCCAGCUCGCUGCUGGCCACCAAUAACGUCAUGAAGCUGAAGCAGAUCAUCCCUCUGCAGGGCAAAUUCCUCUCCGGGGGGACCGGGGCAGGCAGCACGGCCGCCAGGUCCCCCCAGUCCCCCACCAGCAGCGAUAACAAACUCCCCGGCUUCCUCAGCUUCAAGUUCCUGAAAUCCCCCGAAACCAAGAGGGACGCGGCCACCGAAAAGGUGCAGUCGCCCACCAAGCCAUUCAACCCCGGCAAGCUCUUCAACUUCGGCAAGUCCGAAGGGACCGGCGGCAACGGGGCCACCGCCUCCCCCCAGCCCCGUGCUGGCCCCUCUGCAGAUGGGGGUGAGCGGCCAGGCCCCAGCAAGUCCCACCUCAAUGGGGCUCCAGAGGAUGGAGCCCGCGAGGAGCCGGAGCCACGAGCAGAGGAGGAGAGCGGGGGUUACAGACUCUGAGCCAGGCAUGCCGGCCCCAUCCCGGCCCCUCCGUCGCAGCCCCUCUGCUGGGACCCCAUCACAACCCCGUGGAGGCCCGGCGGUGCCCUCGGAUGGAGCAUCCCGUCC